Haliotis rufescens (red abalone) is the source of this 3418-nucleotide messenger RNA. Its product is annotated as titin-like. The transcript is spliced from 11 exons. Gene Ontology annotation, cellular component: cell-cell junction. Gene Ontology annotation, molecular function: cell adhesion molecule binding. The coding region runs from base 63 to 2477 and encodes 804 amino acids. The record is from RefSeq and is a predicted model, not a curated record. Gene Ontology annotation, biological process: cell-cell adhesion. Lineage: Eukaryota; Metazoa; Mollusca; Gastropoda; Lepetellida; Haliotidae.
GGGACAUAAAACUCCUGUAGUCACGUGAACCCCUAACAAUCAGUGGCAGCUAUCCCAUCAGUAUGAAGCAUAACUGCUUGCUUCAUAUUCCCAUAGUGUGGGUUUUGCUGUGGCGUAGUGUUGAAGGACUUACCGUAAUCCAUGAGGGAGGAAAUGUGUCUUUGUCAUGGAAACAGCCCGACCCCCCUGUCAGGGAAUUUUCAAUACUAAAAUCAGGCAUAUGUGUCUUCAACGUUACUGACUUUGACAACGUCACAGCCUGUAACCCGAGAGUACAGUUCACCGGAAACGUGACAUCAGACGGAGCUGGAGUGUUCAGUUUUGUUCUACUGAACGUCACACAGGAAGAUGACGGCUCGUACAUCUGUUCACCUUACCAUACGGGAUCAAGGAUUGCUCGUUGUGGAGAAGAACUUCAUGUGUUGGAUGUCAAUGCCACGUAUGGUCUCCAUGGAGAACCUCUGUCUAUUUCCUGGAAUUUACCAAACCCUGGCGUCAAGGAGUUCACGGUGAUCAAGUCAGGUGAAUGCUUCUUCCACAUAACGAACUAUAAAGAAGUCACAAAGUGCGGCAACGCAAGCGGAUAUUUCACCGGUAACAUCACACCAUCAGGAAGUGGGGUAUUCAGCUUUGAUCUGCCUACUCUGAGCAGAUCGGAUGAUGGAUACUUCAGGUGUUUUGCUGGCUCGCCAAGUUCAAAAGGGCCAAGAAUACCUGCAUGUGGACAAGAGGUUUCUGUAAUAAAUGACUUACAGCAUCCAUACAUCGUCGGUCCCGAUGCCACGCAGCCUGGAAAGGGGUUAAAACUAGCCUGUCACUUUAAUAUUGCCGUUAACAGCCACAGGUACCAUCAUAUUAUCGCAUCCUUCACGUGGAGGAAGAAUGGUGUAACACUAGAGACAGGACACAGGUGUAAUGUGACGUCAGUACAUGCUCAGUGGAUGCUAAGCCUGCGAUAUUACAUUAGCUUUCUGACUAUGACCGAUCUAUUUAUGGAAGAGGACACAGAUCGCUACACGUGUCAAGCCCAGUUGGAUCACCGCCUCCGCACUGAGGAGAGUGAUGCGUACACCACAGAGAAGAAAUUGUCAACAGAUCUCUACACAAAUUAUACACUUGCCCGUGAGGGAGGGAACGCCACCAUAGUAUGGAAGAUGCCCAGCCAAGGAGGUCGGUUCCGCGUUGAGAAACCGAGAACACACGCCUUGAUGUCCAUGAUAGACGACAAUGUGCAUGUCUGGCGGUCAUUCUGGUCAAAGAUAAGGAUAACAGGGAUUAUUGUCUUCCCUGACUCUCGCGCUUUGCUGCUGACAAUGUACAACGUAAGGUUAAGAGAUGCUGGACACUACCACUGUGGCCGAUCGUUGUGUGGCAAUGUUCUGGUUGUACAAAAACCACCAAGCAAACCAGCCAUACUCGCUAGUGAUGCAGCUGUUGUAGGAGGACCUGUGACAUUAUGUUGCUCCUCAGAAGCGAAGAGUCUGCCGAAAAAAUAUCGCCCACGACUGUCUUACAUCUGGAGGAGGCACAACAAACGGCUACAACAUGGAGGGAUGUAUGUGAUAAAGGGAUCUCACCUUAUUGUCAAUGUAGCCAAGAUACAUCACAGAGGCAGAUAUUCGUGUCAGGCCAAGGAAGGGAGUCUGGCCUCUGCAUGGAGUGAUGACAUCAGUCUUGACGUCAUGGAGUCACCUUCCAAACCAAUCAUCAGUUCCCCGGUGGAGACUGUGUCAGUACGGACUGUAAAACUGACGUGUUUAUCAUCCUCUUUCUCGAGUCGGCAUCAUCACCACCCCGGUAUCAUCACAUACACUUGGAGGAGGAACAACAUCAAGAUACAGAGUGGAGGGAGGUAUGACAUUGACGGACCUACGCUCACCAUCACUGAUGUCGGCACAGAAGACGCGGGCAAUUAUUCCUGUCGGGCAGAGGAACGAGGAUAUCGAUCACCUUGGAGUGACGAUACAGAGGUUGCCAUCUUUGGCCCUGCCCCUUAUGUCAGCGCCCACGUUCAAGCUACACCUGGGCAGACAGUGACACUGACAUGUUCCUCCCCUGCCUGGAGUCGAUCCCGGACUGCACAUGUGGCCUACACGUGGAGAAGGAACAACGUCCAAAUAGAGAUUGGAGGAAGGUAUCAGAUGAGAGAAGGAACUCUCACCAUUACUGAUGCCAUAAAGGAGGACGAGGGCACAUAUUCCUGUCGGACUGAACACGAUACGUUGGUCUCUGACUGGAGCGAGACAGCUGAGAUCCUGAUUUGGGCUGAUCCAUCACAUACAACAGCUAUUGUUGCUGGUGCAUGUGCAGCAGUCAUUGCGAGUGUUGCAAUUAUUUUUGUCGUCUUCCUCCUUCUAUACAAAAGGACCAAACGUUCAGUGGAAAUAAGAUACAUCCCAGCAGACAGUGUUCGAAUGAGCGACAUCGACCAGUCAGCAAUUCCUGUUUCAGAUGAGGCCACGCUAAUAAAGGACUAGUGUUAGUAUUCGGAAACGUCAUGAACUUCAUGAAUGGUUAAGUGAGAUAGAUAAUGUUGCUUUGAGCAUUAUUUCACUUCUAUCGUAGUGUUUCAUCCACAUACUUGAGACAAAAACAAUUUUGUAACACUUAAGCAAAUUCCAUGGCAUGGUAUUUACACGGACUGACAGAUCAUCAUUGGUCAAUCCAAGAUUCCAGUCACACCACACAGGGAGUCUUUUACUGACAUAAUUAUGAAUUAUUAUGUUACUGAUAGCAUUUAUCGCUUUUAGUCGUUGCCGUUUCGUUCCUAUAUUUGGUUAUGUAUAAGUAGAUGGGUCCACAGAUUUUAUUAGUUAAUCAUAAAUGUUACACGUUAUAUAGUACAUUGAAUAAGUCAGGUGUUACAUCGCUUUGAUCAAUAUUCCUGUUUCAUCAAGCUGCGUUACCUUCAUGCGUGGAAAGUUAGUGUGAUGCCAUACACUUUACCACUCUUUGUGAAACCACAUGUUUACAGUGAUUAACUAUCAUGAACCAUGCCCUGGGCGUAUAUAAGAAUCCAACAGAUGGUCAGCAGAUCUUGACAUUUUGAGGGAGGUUACUCUGCAUCCAGGCCGCUGUUGCUUUUGCUGCUUGAAAAGCAAUAUGACCGUCAGGUUGUGUGUCACGCUGACAACAAAUCAGAAUUGUCUCCUGACGACUCGAAUUGAAAUUGAAAACCGGCCUUAGCAUUGGUGGUUUUGUAUAUAUUGCUUGAGAAUAUAUGGGUUCUGAUUUGCUCUGAAAUAAUUAUAUGAACGUUUAACUAUGUUUGUCUUUCUUCAAUAAUCCUUGCCAGGAAGCUGACACGAACAGUUGUCCUUGAUUUAUUGUAUUAGGAUGUCAAUCGUCUUCACUUUCCUGACCUUAAUUUUUGUGUUGUAUGACUUCAAUUUCUGAAAAUAAAAACGUCUGCCAUAAA